Labrus bergylta (ballan wrasse) is the source of this 5472-nucleotide messenger RNA. Lineage: Eukaryota; Metazoa; Chordata; Actinopteri; Labriformes; Labridae. The record is from RefSeq and is a predicted model, not a curated record.
UACGGUGCGUCAUUCGUUCAGUCCGGUCUGUCUAUCUCGUGCAGAAGUCGCUUCGUCUCUUCGCUGCGGCGGAGGAAACAAUGUGGACCAGCCUGGGCCAGUCCGGAAACGGGACUAGAGCCGGGCUAGCUGGACCGGCACGGCGAGGCUCUAAGACGGUAUGACGUCACCAGCACCAAGGACAGAGCGAGAGACGAGCCGCUGAGAGGGGCUGCUAGCCGGGCAGCUAACAGCGCGAUGACCGCGGAGGGAAGCGGAACGAUCCGCAGCCGCAUCAAGAACCUGCUGCGCUCCCCGUCCAUCAAACUGCGACGCAAGAGCGGCACCGCGCGGCACGAGCUGGGCGACAAGGUGACCUUGGAGAAGGUUCUGGGAAUCUCGGCUCCGGGGAACCGAGCACUGGCGUGCGACCCUCGGAGCGGCCUACUGGCUUAUCCUGCAGGGUGUGUCGUUGUGCUGCUGAAUCCUCGGAAGAACAAGCAGCAUCACAUCUUCAACAACUCCAGGAAGACGAUCACAACGUUAGCGUUUUCACCAGAUGGAAAGUAUGUCGUCACAGGAGAGAGCGGUCACAUGCCGGCGGUCAGGGUGUGGGACGUGUCCGAGCAUGUGCAGAUUGCUGAGCUGCAGGAACAUAAAUAUGGAGUCGCCUGCGUUUCAUUUUCUCCAAAUGGGAAAUUUAUUGUCAGCGUCGGAUUUCAACACGACAUGAUUGUGAACGUGUGGAACUGGAAGAAAAACGUCCUGGUUGCAGCCAAUAAGGUGUCGAGUAAGGUGACCGCCGUCUCCUUCUCUGAUGACAGCUCCUACUUUGUGACCGCCGGCAACCGACACGUCAAGUUUUGGUACCUGGACCACUCCAAGACCUCAAAGGCGAAUGCAACAGUCCCUCUCAUGGGGCGUUCAGGGUUGCUGGGAGAGCUCAGGAAUAACUUUUUCAGUGAUGUGGCGUGUGGGCGGGGUAGACAGGCCUCCUCCACCUUCUGCAUCACCUCCUCCGGUCUGCUCUGUGAGUUCAAUGACCGCCGCCUCCUUGACAAGUGGGUGGAGCUUCGGAGAGUUGACUCCGUCCCCGUGUCUCAGGCCACCUGUCUGUCUGUCACAGACGAGAUGAUUUUCUGUGGUUGUUCUGACGGAAUCGUUCGAGCAUUUAGCCCUGUUAAUCUACACUUUCUGUGCACUUUGCCCCGCCCACACAGUCUGGGAGUCGACAUCACCAGUAUGCUGGACGCCAGUCAGCUGUUCUCCUGCAGGUCGGAGGCUCGUUACCCGGACACCAUGGCGUUGACUUUUGACCCCAGCAGUCAUUGGUUGUCGUGUGUGUAUAACGAUCACAGCGUUUACGUUUGGGACGUCAGAGACCUCCGUGACCCUCGCAAGGCAGGAAAACUUUACUCCGCCCUCUAUCACUCGUCCUGCGUGUGGAGUCUGGAGGUGUACCCAGAGGGAGAAAGGGGAGGAGUUGAGGGAGGUCUCCCACCCGGGUCAUUCCUGUCCUGCUCCUCAGACAACACCAUCAGACUGUGGAACCUGGACGGCAACAACGUCCUGAACAGGAACAUCCUGAGCCACGACCUACAGAAGGUAAUUUACGUGGAAGACAACAUCAACUGCCUGCUGGACACAGAAAGCUCCUGCUCAAUCACCGGGGGCAACUCAGAAAAGGCGGGUCCUUCAGAGGGGCAGCAGGCUGACCUGAGCAGGAUGGGUAUCAGGACCUUGGGGGUCAGUCCUGAUGGACUACACCUGGCCUCUGGAGACCGCAUGGGAGUCCUCAGGAUCCAUGACUUGGACAGCAUGGAGGAGAUUCUAAACGUUCAGGCUCACGACUCAGAGAUCCUCUGCCUCGAGUUCUCCAGACCUGACACAGGUCUCCAGUUAUUAGCCACAGCCGGUCGGGAUCGUCUGAUACAUGUGUUGGAUGUGGGUAGGGACUACAGUCUGGUUCAGACUCUGGAUGAACACUCGUCCUCCAUCACGGCUGUCCGAUUCGCUGCCAAUCAGGGGAAAGUGAGGAUGAUCAGCUGUGGAGCUGAUAAGAGUGUCUACUUCCGCACGGCUCAGCAGGUGGAGGAGGGGUUAGAGUUCACUCGUACUCAUCACGUGGUGAGGAAGACCACUCUGUAUGACAUGGACGUGGAACCGACCAGGAAGUACGCAGCCGUUGGCUGUCAGGACCGCAGCAUCAGGAUCUUUAACAUCAGCAAUGGCAAACAGAGGAAGGUGUUUAAGGGCUCUCAGGGCGAGGACGGGACUCUUAUCAAGGUGCAAAUUGACCCGUCAGGACUCUACAUCGCCACCUCCUGUUCAGAUAAAAAUAUUAGCAUAUUCGACUUCUACUCUGGAGAGUGUGUGGCCACCAUGUUUGGACACUCAGAGAUUGUAACAGGUCUGAAGUUCAGCAGUGACUGCAGACACCUGAUCACUGUGUCAGGUGACAGUUGUAUCUUUGUGUGGCGUCUCCCUCCUGAGUUGACCAUCAGGAUGAGGCAGCGACUCUCUGACCUUCGACCUCCCAGCAGCAUUCAUAGCUCCCAGAAUGCACCUCAGCAGAGAUUGGUUAAGCUCAGAGGGGAGGUGCUGUCUCCUCAAGUCGUCACAAUGUUGUCUGACAGCGAUAAGGAGGAAGAGGAGGAGCUUAUCUGUCCUUAUUUGGUCACAGCAGGAAGCCUGGAAGAGCAGACAGGACGGUGUGAGGAGAAGUUUGAGUCUGUGGACGACAGCAGGACGGAGGUGUCGGGGGGGCGACUGCCUCGCCGUCGGUGGUCCAGGAGGACAGGUGGUGCAGAUGGAGCUCUGAUGGUGAAGUCCAUGUUGGACCUGCGUCUGCUGGACUCGUUCAGUCCGGACAAACAGGAGGAGCAGCAGGAGGGGAAGGCCUGCCCCUUCAAUGUAAGCACCCCCCCCUGCAGCGAAAGGAGGAGGGACCAAGGUGUAGAAAGAGGGAUUCAUCGGAUCAAUCCAAAACUGGGGAGCACCGUCAGUCUGCAGGUCUCCUCUGCCUGGGUGGAGGACAAUGAGGCAGGGACCAAUCAGAGACCUGACUUCAUCCAACUGUCCAAUCAGAGCCCAGACAGGGAGGAUCCAGUCCUGUACCCUGACCACUGGGAGGACAGAGUGAGCCUUGCAGGAAGUGAGUUUCAGGUGAAGGAGCCGUGUCCUAGUGCUGCAGGUGGACGACCUGAUAAGCCCAGUCCUGACAGCGGCUGCUCACUCGGAUUCAACUCAAGACUGUCAAGUCCAGCACGACCUGCAGAAGAAGGGGAGACAGACGCCGAGCACACUGAGCGUCUCAGUGUGGAUGGAAACUCCUCUGAGCUAGAGGACGACGAUGAAGAGGAGGAAGGAGGAAGAGGAGGAGGAGUCAAGUCCUCUCAGGCCAUCAAGUCUGUGCACAGAGAAAACCCAUGUAUAGGAAGUAGAGGAGGUGCUGCUGGAGCAGAUGAACUGGACCUAUUAACUAUGUUGACAGGAAGUCCGAGUCGAACUUGUCACAGCUCGAGUGAGAGUCUCAGCAUGUCGUCCAGGUUCCUCUCUCAGACCUCAGCUGGAAGGUCCGCACCUCCUCUUUCCUCUGGGACGACCGGGGCAGGAGGGGGAGUGGAAGGAGGGGGGGUGGUUAAAGCCCGUCCUCUGGUCUCUGAGGUCCGACCUCUGAUGGAGAAAAACCAGACCAGAACCCAGGACAGGAGGGUGUCAUGGCAACAGGACCAAACCCAGAAUCAGAGCCAUGACCAGACUGAUCCUCAUGCCCUGAACAAGAAGAGCCAAACAACCAUGGAAUCCAGUAGGAACCCGGGCACAGCUCAGACCACCUCCCCCCACAUAAACCCCACCACAUCCUACACAAACCCUGCCUCCUCUGGGCUCCGGAAGGCUCACUCAGUCCAGAGUCUGCUAGCUGACACAGGUGACUCUUCGACCUCUUGUUCUUCCAGAGAUGUCCCCCCUCAGCAGCUCCUCCCCCUCCAGCGUCCUACCACCCUCCCCUCCUCCCCUAGACGUCCCCCAUCCAUAGCCAUGCCCCUGCAGAGACCAUGCCCCGCCUCCCCAAGGUCCCCACUGCCUGAGACAGCCGUCAUCUCCUUGUCUGCUGGCUCCACUCCUAGGAAGUCCCCCCCUCCCUCUUCCACCUCCUCCCCCGCCCAGUCAGCAUCUCGCUCCUACAUGAGCCCGACGGCCAGCUCCAUGGCAAAGAUGUCUCGCUCCAUCUCGAUGGGCGACGGCCUCAACAUCUCUGACCCCUUAGAGGGUCAAGCAGUGACAUCAUCAACAACUACGCCCUGUCAGGUCAAAGAGGCUCCGCCCCCUCUUGUUGCAGUGGUGCCUUCAAAUGCAUCUCUAGCCACACCUCCACAUGCUACUGUCGUACCUGUAGUCCUAGCCUCCCCCUCCUCUUCCUCUCUGGGUAACCAUGGUAACCAGGCAAAUCUUCCCCCCACGGGGCCUGCAGGCACGUGUCCCCGGCAGCAACAGGCCACUCCGGAUAAGCCCUCCCUCGCCUCCUUGUCUUCCUCGCCGCGGCCUCCACCAUUCUCUGUCUCCCCUCUGACUCUGCCCAGACAGGAGGAGGAGCCUCAGACUCCUUCAGGCAGCGAGGAGAGAGAGCACACAGACGAGCGAAUCAGCAUCGAGUCCUGCAGAGUUCUGACCAAUGAGCUGCAGUGUUGCUUCAGGAAAGCGACACACCUGUACAGAAAGGUAAGCGGCUCCUCCUCUGAUGACUCCGCCCCUGACCAGCAUCAGAUUGCUUUUGUCCUAUCAGAGGCCUUCCAGGCGAUGAGGGCGGAGCUUGACUGCCUGCCGCUCAAGACACCAAGCAUGCUGGGAGGAGAGGGGGGGCUGGGAGGAGUUGGGGGGGUGAGGACGGCAGCUCUGCUGGAGGAGUACUCACUGCUCCUCCUGCAGGCUGUGAACAGGAGGGUCAACAGCCACACUGAGUAGACUCGUUCUCCUCCUCCUCCUCCUCAGAUGAAGGAUCUGAAGCCAUUUUGUUUUUCUCUUCACUUCUGUCGUCUUAUUGGAGAAUCUUUGUCUUCUUAAAGGAACAGCACAUUGAAAGAUUCCGUUUUUUAGAGACUAAACUUUAUAUCGACUUGUUUUUUAAAGACGUUUUUUCUGCACGUUUUUUUCCUAUUUUCAUUCCAGAACAAGUCGACAGAUUAUUAUUAUUAGACUGUAGAGACUGAGAAAACAGCAAUAUGAGAUGUUCGGCACAAACUUUGUUUCUUUAGUUGUGAAUGUUCUCUCCUGAGUUCACUUGAAUGUAACACAGACGAUGCGUUCAGGUGACAGUUUGUAUUUAUUAUGUUGAGCUGUUACAGACUGUGAAUGAUUAUGUUCAUUUUUUACAUGUUAGAGGAACACUGUAGAGGGUCUUUGGUUUAAUAGUUGUAAUGGAAAGGUCAAGUUCAGCUCCAAAUAUUUUUAUGUUUUCAGGUCAAGUUGAAUAAAUCUUCAGACUUGUUUUAA